AUGGCAAAACUGAAAGUUGCAGGGACAUGGGGAGGCGUGAUCGAGGUGGAACUCGGGAAUUGGACUCUACUCAUGUUGAGAGAAGAAGUCGCUAAGCGAUCAGGCCUCGAUCCUGACUCCAUCAAACUAAUUUGCGCCGGAAAAAUCCUCAAAGAUGACGGCGAUGCUACUCAGACGCUUGCGCAAUUGGGUAUUAAGGAAAACUCCAAAAUCCUCUCCAGUCGUGGUGCUGCUCCCGAAGAAGGCAAGUCUCUCAUGGCCGAGGAAGAAAGGUCCAGACGUCUCUCACGUAUCAAAGCUGCAGCUACUGCCUUGUCCAAGAGACACGCUGAUGGUUCAUUGCCGAUCGAAGACUAUAACAUAGAGCUGGAGGAUCAGGGAGGUCAUACAGUAAAGUUUGGAACGGAGACUGAUCAGCGUGCAGCAAUGAUGGGCCUUAUGUUACAUACCAAGGGAAAAAGUCUAAUAGGAAUGGAAAUGUAUUCUGAUGCAGUGGAAGUGCUUGCCAUGGCAGAGGAAUCGUUCUUGCUCUGUGAUCCCAAGAUUCUCGAGUUUGUUGACAACAUCCCUAUAAUGGAAAUCGACAUUGUAUGGUGCUAUUUCUUGCUCCGGGACGUCAAAUGCCUGUCAGAUGCUGGUGUUCGCCUUGAAAAAGCAAGGAAAGGACUCGAGCGUGCUCAUGGGAAGGACCUCUCUCGUGUGAGACUCCUCCAAGCUGGCCAAUGUCCCGAAUUGGCACUAUAUGUGAGACUAGAGUUACUCGAAGGUGUAGUGGCAUAUCACACUGGUCAACAUGAUAAAGCCUUGAAUACUCUGAAGUCCGCCCAUGCAAAAUUGUUGCAGCUCCAAGUACCUGAUGAAACGCUGUCCUUAGUUAUGGGUAUGGGCUUCCAGGAGAAGGAUGCUAAGAGAGCUUUGCGACUGAACAAUCAGGAUAUUGCGAGUUCUGUUGAUUUUCUAAUUGAAGAGAGGGCAAAAAGAGCUCAAAAGCGGAAGGAUGAUCUCAAGAGACAAAAAGAAAUACUUGAGCAGAAAACGUUUGGAGUGACUCCCAUGAAUAAAGCUGUUGAUAUGCAAAUGCUUGACAGGCUCGUCUCUAUUGGAUAUGCGAGGGAUCUUGCUGCUGAAUCUCUUCGGAGAAAUGAGAAUGAUUUUCAGGAAGCCCUUGAUGCACUUACAAACCCAAAAGUUAAUUCGAGUAUACAGGUAUACAUUGAAACAAGGAAAAGAAAACGACAAGAACAACGAGCUGGCACAACAGUGGAAGAACUUGUUUCUAUGGGCUUUGGACGUGGACAAGCAACCUCUGCUUUAGAGGCAGGUGGCAGCCGAGAGGAUAUCAUCCAAAGGCUACUAUCUUCAUCUGCAGCAAACCCAGGAAUGGCUCCUCUUACAGACAAUGGCGGUGCAGAGAGUAGUACCAACAAUGUGGCUCGAGAAAGCAUAUCCAAUGAAAUGGAUGGUGAGGCAGAGCAGGAGCACUCUGAGAUGAAAGAUGAAGCAAUGGAUGAGAUUGCAAACGAAGGAAGCACAUCCGGUGAACCCAAUGGUGGUGAAGAUCGGGACUCAGAGAUAGAAGAAGAAAUAGCAGAUGAGAUUGCACAGGUUGAUGCUUUGUCAGCUUAUGAUAUCAGUCUUGACAGGGAAAUUGAAGCUAUAAAUGAGUACCUGGACAUGUUAGAUGCAUCCCAGGAUUCUCCUUGA
Messenger RNA from Arabis nemorensis, 1704 nucleotides. The record is from the annotation of a GenBank genome assembly. NCBI's taxonomy places the organism in Eukaryota, Viridiplantae, Streptophyta, Magnoliopsida, Brassicales, Brassicaceae.